Drosophila santomea is the source of this 3573-nucleotide messenger RNA. RefSeq lists its product as uncharacterized. The coding region runs from base 22 to 3474 and encodes 1150 amino acids. The transcript is spliced from 12 exons. The record is from RefSeq and is a predicted model, not a curated record. Lineage: Eukaryota; Metazoa; Arthropoda; Insecta; Diptera; Drosophilidae.
ACCAAAAGAGAUCAUAUCGAAAUGCUGUUCGCCGGAGUUGGAGUACUCUUUGUGGUAGCUGUCGCUUUCGGGGAUUCCCUGGAUGUGUGCUUGAAGGACAUGGGCUGCAUGCGAGGCACUUUGAUGCCAGGAUAUCAGAGCGAAGACUUCGAAGCCUUCAUGGGCAUUCCCUUUGCCCAGCCGCCAGUUGGACCGCUGCGUCUUAAGAAUCCUGUGCCGGCUGAGUCCUGGGAGGGAGUACUCGAUGCUGGAAUGGCGAAAGACAGCUGCAUGCAGAGGAGCUACUUUGCGAAGGAAUGGGGCUUGAUGGGCGUGGAGGACUGCCUCUACCUGAACGUCUACAGACCCAAGAAACGGGAUGGAGCUAACUUGCCGGUGAUGGUGUAUAUACAUGGAGGCGGUUUCUUUGGCGGCUCUGCCCAUCCGAUGGCCACUGGACCAGAGUAUCUGAUGGAUACCGGCAAGGUGGUCGUGGUAACAGCUAGCUAUCGCCUUGGUCCCUUUGGUUUUCUUAGCACUGGCGAUGAGCACAUGCCUGGGAAUUUCGGAUUCAAGGAUCAGCGAUUGGCGCUGCAGUGGAUUCAACAGCACAUAGCUACAUUUGGAGGGGAUCCUAAAAAGGUCACGAUCCUUGGGCACAGUGCUGGUGGAAUCUCUACGCACUUGCACAUGAUCAGCCCGAAUUCAAAGGGACUCUUCCAAAAUUCCAUGUCCCUGACUGGCACCAUGUAUCUGUCGGCCAUAAAGAUCCUUAAAGAUCCCCUAAGUCAGGCAAGGCAUCUGGGCAAGGAGUUGGCCAUCGAUCAAGCGGAGAGUCUCAGCAGCCAGGAUCUUGCUGAAGCGCUACGUGAAGUGUGUCCAAAAAAACUGCUGCUCAGUGUGGACAGCUUAAAGGUGUGGGAUAACAUGCCCCACCUUUCCAAUCUCCCAGUACUGGAGACUCCAUCUCCAGAAGCCUUCCUGGUCGAGGAUCCGCUGGAAGCCCACAGGGCAGGUCGCAUUAACCAGGUGCCCUGGGUACUCAGCCUGAGUUCUCGAGCUGGCGAGGGAUCCCUAUUCAUAAUGCGUGCCUUCAUAAAUCCAAAGCUUCGGGCGGAGUUCAAUGAGAACUUCCUGGAACACAUGGCUCUGCUGCUCAACCUGCCCGAGGGCACUCCUGUCCAGAUGGUCAGCGAAAUACUGGAGGCGUAUGAGUUUAAAGGCGACAGUCUUAACAACGAUACCAUGUUCAAGUUGGCAGAGAUCUCCGGUGAUUUCAACUUUUAUUUUCCGAUUUACGAAACUGUUUCGACGUAUCUCACUUAUGCCAAUCUCGAUGAGAAUCCAUUGUACAUCUAUAUCUUUGAGUUUAUCGGCCUAAGCUCUAUUACCAAGUUCUUUGCGGGCGCCGAUGACGAUUUUGGACUUGGAGCAGUUCACAUGGAUGACGGUCUGCACACCAUACGCAUUCCGGUUGGCUUUGAGGAUUUUCCCAAGGAUUCGGAGGAUGCCAAGGUUAUCCAACGAAUGGCUUCGCUGAUGACGGACUUUGCCCAAACGGGAAUUUUCCAUGAAGCAUCUAGCUGCAAAGCUUCGGAUUUCAAGGAUCUGGGCAUGUGCAAGUAUCUGCACUUUGGUGGCAACAAAGAAAAGUAUCUGGAAGAUAUUCGUAACAGCAUGCAGCUCUCAGCAUUUCCCAUAUGGAAAAAGCUGUUUUCACGUGGACCGCCGGCGAUGAUUCAACUACGGAUGCUACAGCUACUACCGCUGCUUCUUGGCCAGCUCUUCUUGGCUGGCCCUGGACCCUUCUGCACGGCCUUGGCCACUGUGGACCAGCUCACCGUGUGCCCGCCAAGCGUCGGCUGCCUGAAGGGCACCUACCUCCAGGGCUAUCAGUCCGAGAGAUUCGAGGCCUUCAUGGGCAUUCCCUAUGCCCUGCCGCCCGUCGGAGAUCUGAGAUUCAGUAACCCCAAGGUGAUGCCCAAGUUGCUGGGGGUGUACGAUGCCAGUGGGCCCAAGAUGGACUGCAUCCAGAAGAACUAUCUGCUGCCGACUCCAGUAAUCUACGGCGAUGAGGAUUGCCUCUACUUGAACGUCUACAGGCCAGAGGUUCGGAAACCGGCACUACCUGUGAUGGUCUAUAUCCAUGGCGGUGGCUUCUUUGGCGGCUCUGCAGGCCCAGGAAUAACAGGUCCUGAAUACUUUAUGGACUCGGGUGAAGUGAUUCUGGUGACCAUGGCCUAUAGACUGGGACCCUUUGGAUUCCUAUCGACGCAGGAUGCCGUGAUGUCUGGCAACUUUGGCCUGAAGGAUCAGAACUUGGCGCUGCGUUGGGUGCAGCGCAACAUUCGCUUCUUUGGCGGUGAUCCUCAGCGGGUGACCAUUUUCGGCCAGAGUGCCGGCGGAGUGGCUGCCCACAUGCACCUGCUGAGUCCCAGAUCCCAGGGACUCUUCCAUCGUGUGAUCAGCAUGAGCGGCACGGCCAAUGUGCCCUUUGCCAUUGCGGAUGAGCCUCUGGAGCAGGCUCGCCUCCUGGCGGAGUUCGCCGAGGUGCCGGAUGCAAGGAAUCUGAGCACGGUGAAGCUGGCCAAGGCACUGCGUCGAGUAAAUGCCACCAAACUGCUGAACGCCGGCGAUGGUCUCAAGUUCUGGGAUGUGGACCACAUGACCAACUUCCGUCCGGUGGUUGAAAGGGGUUUGGAAGGCGAGGCUUUUCUCAGCGAGCAUCCCAAGGAUAUCCUGGCCCAAGGAGAGCCCACAUCCAUUCCCCUGCUCUUGGGCACCGUGCCAGGCGAGGGAGCUGUGCGGGUGGUGAACAUCCUGGGCAACGAGACGCUCCGCCAGAGCUUUAACAUCCGGUUCGACGAGCUGUUGCAGGAGUUGAUGGAAUUCCCGGCCAGCUUCAGCCAGGAGAGGCGCGAAAGGAUGGUGGAUCUGCUGGUGGAAGUGUAUUUCCAGGGCCAGCACGAAGUCAACGAGCAGACCGUUCAAGGGUUCAUGAAUUUAAUAUCCGAUAGGGGUUUCAAGCAGCCCCUGUACAACACCAUUCGAAAGAAUGUUUGCCACACGCCGAAUCCCGUCUACCUAUAUAGUUUCAACUAUCGCGGAUCCCUGAGCUAUGCGUCUGCAUAUACAUCUGCGAAUGUGAGUGGAAAAUACGGCGUGGUCCAUUGCGAUGACCUGCUGUAUCUGUUCCGUAGUCCACUGCUUUUCCCGGACUUUCAGCGGAACUCCACGGAGGCGAAGGUGAUCCAUUCCUUCGUGGACUACUUCGUGCAUUUCGCCAAGUUUGGAAAACCCAGGAAUUCCGAGUCACUGAACCCCUGCUCCAUUGAGGUGCUCCAGUCACGUCCCGACGGCAUAUGCGAUUAUCACGAGAUCGCAAAUGCACCAGAUCCCUCCGAAGGCUGCGAGGUUCACGUGGCCAGCGAAUUCCAGACGGACAGGGUGAAUCUAUGGUCCCAUAUACUCAGCGAAAAGGCGAAUAUUUCGUAGCUCUGCUCAAGCGAUGCAAAAAUGUAAAUAUAAAUAUGCGUAGAAAGUAGGUUAGCACCAAGCUAUUGUAAGGAAAUAAACUACUAGCAAUAUGUAAGA